AGUCAGAGCGUGGCGGCGGCGGCAGUGGCGCGGGAACUUUGGAGCGUCCUGGGAAAGGAGUAGGCGGUGGCUGGUGUCCCCAGUACUACGGUCAGGUUAGGGUGCCAUGGAGGACUAUGAGGAAGAGCUACAUGGCGUGGAGGACGACUUCCACAGCCAGUUCGCAGCGGAGCUCGAGGUGCUAGCCGAGCUGGAAGGGGCGCCAUUCCUGCCGUCCUCCAGGCCCUCGCCGCCUCCCAUGGCCGAGGCCUGCCCAACGUUCGAGGAGGCCAUUGCUGGAGGGGACGCCGCCACUCGGUCCUGCCCCCCUGGUUCUCUAGGCAGCACUCGCGGUGCCAGAAAGCGGCAAGUGGAUGCCGCUUUCCCCAAUAAGGAGCCCCUGUCCCACACCCCUAAGGUCAAGCGGUCCAAACUGGAGGCAGUCAAGAGACUGAACUUUGGGUCAGAGAUCGAAGAUCUGCAGUUUCCUGAGUCUCCACCAAGGGACAUAACCCCCCCACUGAGUCCUGAAGUCCCCACUGAGCUGUGGGGUUCUGGACCUCUGGAUGCUGCUGCAGAUGCAGGUCUCACACAGGCCUUGCAUAGCACCCACAAUCCUGUUUUGAGGCGGCCCCCUGUCUUAGAGGAUUACAUCAAUGUGACCUCCACAGGUGGUGACCGAGCCUUUCUGUUGCUCCGUCCAGACUCUACAGGCAAUGGAGUGCAGAGCCCUCUCUUGGAUGUCAAGUGGCGAAGCCCUGGCCGACUAGACUUGCUGGGUGUCUCCUUUGCUUCCUUGAAGGAGCAGGUUGAUAAUGAGCGACGGCAGCGGCUGAUACAGGAAGCCCAGCAGCUCUCAGAUACUCUGCAUAGCCUCAGGUCUGAAGAGGAGAAACCAGCUGAUGACCAGGGCACUUCCCAGCACUGCCUCUGGGUGGAUGAAUUUGCACCCCAACGCUAUACAGAACUGCUCAGUGAUGAUUUCACCAACCGCUGCUUGCUCAAGUGGCUGAAACUGUGGGACUUGGUGGUGUUUGGCCGGGAAAGGCCUGCUCGGAAGUCCAGGCCCAAUGUGGAGCCAGCCUGGACUGGCAAGGAGGCCAUGGUCUCUGGCAAGUGGAAAAGCCAGGAGCAGGUGGUGGAAGAGAUGCUGGAGGCUGAGCUGGAUUCAAACCGGCGGCCCCGGCAGAAGGUGGCCCUGCUGUGUGGGCCCCCAGGGCUGGGCAAGACCACACUGGCACAUGUGAUUGCACGGCAUGCUGGGUACUGUGUGGUGGAAAUGAAUGCCAGUGAUGACCGUAGCCCUGAGGCUUUCCGUAUGCGCAUUGAAGCAGCCACACAGAUGGAAUCAGUACUGGGUGCCGGUGGAAAGCCCAACUGCCUGGUCAUCGAUGAGAUUGAUGGGGCCCCUACGGCUGCCAUCAAUGUUCUCCUGAGCAUCCUGAACCGCAAGGGUCCACAGGAGGCAGAGCCAGGUGGCCCACUUGUGUCCUUAGGAGGGGGCAGGCGGCGCAAGACAGAAGGGCCUCUCCUGACCAGACCCAUCAUAUGUAUCUGCAAUGAUCAGUUUGUGCCAUCCCUGCGACAGCUGAAGCAGCAGGCUUUCCUUCUCCACUUUCCCCCAACUCUGCCCUCAAGGCUGGUGCAGCGGCUCCAGGAGAUCUGCCUGCAACAGGGCAUGCAGUCCGACCCAGGUGCACUGGCAGCCCUUUGUGAGAAGACAGACAAUGACAUUCGUGCCUGCAUUAAUACCCUGCAGUUCCUGCAUGGGCGGGGCCGGCAGAAGCUGAGUGUGCAAGAUGUGCAGACUACUCAUGUUGGCCUCAAGGACCAGCGCAAAGGACUUUUCUCUGUGUGGCAGGAGGUUUUCCAGCUGCCCCGGGCCCAGAGGCAGCUUGGAGGUCAAGAUGCUCUGCUAGCCCACACAUUGCUGCCUAGUGAGAGGGAUGUGGCUUCUCUGAACCUCGCCUCCCAGCGCUUCUACCACAUUCUGCAAGUCACCACUUCUGCAGGCGAGCAUGAAAAAGUGGUCCAGGGCCUUUUUGACAACUUCCUGCGCCUGCGGCUGCGGGACUCCAGCCUGGGAUCUGUGUGCAUGGCCCUUGACUGGCUGGCCUUUGACGACCUGGUGGAACGGGCUGCCCAUCACGGUCAGAGCUUCCAGCUCCUGCGCUAUUUGCCCUUCUUGCCUGCAGCCUUCCACAUGCUUUUUGCCUCCAGCCAUGUACCUCGGAUUGCCUUCCCCAGCAGCCAGCAGGAGGCCCAGAACCGAAUAAGCCAGAUGAGAAACCUGAUCCAGACAUUGGUAUCAGGCAUCACACCAGUCACCCGAAGCCGAGCCACACCUCAGACCCUCAUCCUGGACACCCUUUGCCUGCUCCUGGACAUCCUUGCACCUAAGAUGCGCCCCGUGAGCACACAACUAUACAGUGCUCGUGAGAAGCAGCAGCUGUCCAGCCUUGUGGGCACCAUGCUUACCUACAGCCUCACUUACCGCCAGGAGCAUACACCUGAUGGGCAGUACCUCUACAGGCUGGAGCCGAAUGUGGAGGAGGUCUGCCACUUCCCUGAACUGCCUGCCCGCAAGCCUCUCACCUACCAGGCCAAGCAGCUUAUUGCCCGGGAAAUUGAAGUGGAAAAGAUGCGUCGAGCAGAGGCUUUGGCCCAGGCAAGGGUUGGUCCCCAGGUAGACCAGGGUCCCCCAGGGCCUGAAAAUCUUGUUGGAAGUGGAGAUAAAGGGGUGAGGCAACCUCCUCUGCGCAACCAUGAGCAGCGACUGGAACAUAUCAUGAAGAAAGCAACCCUGGAGGAGCAGCCUGAAAAAGACUUCUUUGGACGUUUGGUUGUCAGGAAAGUGGCAGCUCCAAGCACAGAGACUGAGGCCCCAGAGAAGGAUGCAAUAGAGUGGCGCAUGGGCACUGCAGUGGGCAGGAGUGAGGUCUGGUUCCGCUUCAACGAGGGCGUCUCCAAUGCUGUGCGGCGUGGCCUAUACAUCAGAGACCUAUUGUAGCCCAGGACGCACAGGGAAUGCACCAGGAGGACACGCUGUCUGGAGAAGUCUUUUUUAUAAUAAAGUCACACCUUACACCUUC
Messenger RNA from Cavia porcellus (domestic guinea pig), 3071 nucleotides. It is a transcript of the gene Chtf18, whose product is annotated as chromosome transmission fidelity factor 18. Bases 107 to 2989 code for a protein of 960 amino acids. Lineage: Eukaryota; Metazoa; Chordata; Mammalia; Rodentia; Caviidae. The record is from RefSeq and is a predicted model, not a curated record. Gene Ontology annotation, cellular component: nucleus. The transcript is spliced from 22 exons. Gene Ontology annotation, molecular function: DNA clamp loader activity; ATP binding; ATP hydrolysis activity.